This is a messenger RNA of Frankliniella occidentalis (western flower thrips), 3283 nucleotides long. RefSeq lists its product as uncharacterized. NCBI's taxonomy places the organism in Eukaryota, Metazoa, Arthropoda, Insecta, Thysanoptera, Thripidae. The record is from RefSeq and is a predicted model, not a curated record. The coding region runs from base 198 to 2900 and encodes 900 amino acids. The transcript is spliced from 3 exons.
AAAUUUUCCAUAUUCUCUGACGUCGUGUGUGGUCUGAAAUACUAGCUAUGUCUGCGAGCCGAUCGAGAACUUGCUGCUUUCCUUCACCACGAGUAAGCUCGGCUGCCUCGGCUGAUCCCUGAUCACGGAUCUGGGCAUAAUGGGGUCAUUCACUUUCUGUGCUGUUUCUCUUCACCACAAUAAUCGUCAAAGCUAACAUGAAGUAUUGCAUAGUGUUUGCUGUCUGGACCUUGAUCAUCAAGAUGAUUUUCAACUGUCACUUAUGUGACUUCAGAACACCUUCACUCAGCAGUCAUCUCCAACAUAACUUUCGACACCGACAUAUUUCAUCUCGCUUUCAUUGUGGAUUGAAUGACUGCCAAACCGAUUUUGCCACUGAGGCCUCAUUACGGCCUCACAUCCUACGCUUUCACAACUCAUCAUGUCGGCAGUCACUCAACAGUCCUCUUGUUGUAUGCAACAGGUAUGCAAAGUUUGAUUGCUCUGUUGCAGACUGCAAAAAGAGUUUUGAAGAUUAUUCCGAGUUUUUGAAGCAUCUCAAAGCGCAUAUGAGUCAUGGAGUGUUCACGUCAUGCCCUGUUGAGGGAUGUCCAAAGAAGUAUAAAAAUAUUCAGACGUUCACUGGCCACAUGACUAAGAAGCACAAGAAUACUUCAAGCUCUUCUCAGGUUUUGCCUCAACUCGCUGUAGUUACUCAGCCAGCUAUUUUGGAAAAUUCUGUGGACAUUAGUUCUACUGCUUUUGGGGAUUUUGACAAUGAUUGUGGAACUGAACAUGAGUGUUUUGAUGACAUUUCUAGUGACAGGUUUUUAGAGACAAUGUGUCAAUUUUAUAUGAAACUGGAGUAUGAGUUAAUGUUGCCUGCAUCAACUGUUCAGUAUAUUGCUAAAGAGCUCUCAGUGCUUCAUUCAGGAAAUAAUAAUUUAAUAGAGAAAAGGCUCAAAAGAAAGUUACAGCAUUGCAAGAUAAAAAAUGUUGAUGAAAUUGUCUCAUAUGUCAUGGCUGACAAUCCUUUGAAAAAAAUUCAAAAUGAAUUGAAAACUACUUAUCUUAGGAAGGAAACCUACAAACGCCAUUUCAGUUAUGUAAAUCCACAGCGUAUGCCAAUCCACAAGGGUCCCUACAGUAAACAUUUUUAUUUUGUUCCUAUCAAGGAGACUGUCAAAGCUCUGUUUUCUGACAAGUCUAUUUCCUUCAAGUUGUCACCACCUCAAUUUUCUCAAAUUGAGGACUUGCUACUGGAUUACACAGAUGGGUAUGUUUUCAAGGAGAAUGCAUUUUUUAUCAGUAAUCCUCUUGGAUUACACUUUAUCUUGUAUCAGGAUGCACUUGAAAUUGUUGUACCAAUUGGACCAGCAAAAAAGAAAUACAAACUCUUAGCUGUGUACCUUAUAAUUGGUAACAUUCCAGCUCACCUAAGAUCUCGCAUCAGUACUAUACAACUUGUUGCCUUGUGUAUUGAAAAAUAUUUUAAUCAUGAAGAAUUCUAUGGUCCCAUUGUGAAAGAUCUUAAAGGUAUUGAAACUGUUGGUGUGGAUAUACCCGGAGUUGGUACUGUUAAAGGUUCUCUUGUAUGUAUUGUUGGAGACAACUUAGGCAGCCACGGGCUUGGAGGAUUUGUUGAGCAGUUCAGUACUUCAUUGUAUUUUUGUCGGUUUUGCCUCAUCAAAAGAAAAGAUUUCCAUAAAGCAGGUGGAGAGCUAGCCACAUUUGCGCCAAGAACUGUUGAUUCCUAUGAUAAUUCUUUGACCCGCUUAGCUGAAUCAAGAAAAAAAGUUUACCGUGGAAUUAAGUUUGAUUCCAUUUUCAAUGAACUGACUUAUUUUCAUGUGUGCAGAGGCCUCCCCCCUUGCUUGGCCCAUGAUCUCCAUGAGGGCUGUGUUACUUUUGACAUGAAAAUUUUUAUUGAUUACUUUGUGGACAAGGAAUGGUUUACAUUCGAGUCAUUAACAAAAUCAUUAGAAGAUUUCAAUUUCUCUGUGAAGGACAAGCGAGACCGCCCUAUUCCAGUUCUGGAAUCACAUACAAGAGUUAAAGGGGGAGCCUGGCAAAUUUGUGUUUUUUUGAGGCUUUUUCCACUUUUGGUUAAAAACUUCAUUCUUGAUGAGAAUGAUCCAGUGUGGCGUGCUAUGUUGUUGCUCAUUGAAAUAGUUGAAAUUGUGCUCUCACCUAGUAUUCACAGAUCAUACUUGCCGUAUCUGCAUCAGUGCAUCACUGACUAUCUCCACCAAAGGAAGACUCUUUUUCCUGAAAUUCAGCUUCGACCUAAGCAUCAUUAUUUGUCACACUAUAGUGAAUUAACUGAAGCCUUUGGCCCAUUAAUAAGGGUCUUCACUCUAAGGUUUGAGAGCAAGCACACCUUUUUCAAACGGUGCAUUAGGGCUUUCCGUAACUUCAUAAACCCUACAUUGUCUCUGUCUGUUCGGCAUGAACUGUAUCAGGCCUAUCGUAGAAGUGGUGCUGACAGACACUGUAAAGUUAACGUGAUGGGAGAUUCAGAUUCCUUUCUUCAAAAUUACUCUGAUGAGAUCAAGAGAGAAAUCUCCUCAAAACAUCUAUCUGCCGGCAUCAAUGAAUGUGUCAGCGCUGAAGUUCUUGGCACAAUCUAUAAGAAGGGGAAUAUUGUUGCAAUUAGGCAGACAACAUAUCAAUAUGAGGUUGAAAUUGGAAGAAUCCUCCUUGUCUUGUAUGAUAACAAGGACGGUGUUUAUUUGCUGUUGGAAAAACUGGCAACUGAAUUUAUUCCUCAUUUGAGAGUGUACGAAGUUGGGUGCAAGAUAUCAUAUGAGUGCAUUUCUGUCUGUGAGCUCAUGAGCACUCAAUCACUUCAUGUUUAUCCUAGUGGGUCUCAUCUCUAUGUGAAGCUGCAUCAUGCUCUUGUCAGUGACGAACUGGACUAAAUCUUAUAAUUAGAUGUAAAUUGUUUCUAUAAUAGUACCACAUGAGUUUAAACUUUACAUAUUUUAUGUUUCUUUAUCUGUUUUACAUUGUUAAACAUAGCAGUUUUAAAUACCUAAAUAUUAUUAUUUGUUUUAAUUUUGUAAGUUGUAUGUCAAAUAAUGUAAAUUGUUUUAAUUUCAUUCAAUGUGUAAGUCUAGUCUUGACAUGAAUUGGUUUUAUCAAUUCUACAAUAAAGAUUGUAUUUAGUGACAAAUUGUUAAUACAGAUUUAUGAAGCCCUUAAACUGUAAAGCUAUGUACCUGAUCUUCCUGGGCGUGUUUGACUUUUCAUGCCUUUUGGUUAUUGAUGAUUAUUAAUGUAUAUUUGUCUUGUGUGUGUUCCA